CCGAGAGCGUCGUUUACUUUUUCCAAAAUAAUUAAUUAUGUACUUUGCUAGGUACUUGCCGAAGUCGGGUUUUCCGCAUAUCGUACCGCACUACACGCAAGGAGGAAUGUCCCGCAAUACUGGACCUGGUUUGUACGAGUUCCUCAUGGAAGCAGAGCUACAACAGUAUUAUCCUGGAAUUCGAGGGGACUUGAAAGUGCAAACGACCGCUCAGUUAAAAUAUGUAACGGAAGAAGACUUGAAUGCCAUUGGAAUGAGUAAGCCUGAGAUGCGUCGUUUAAAGAAAUACUUUCAGAAGCAUUUCCCUCAAAAUUACCUCUCCAAAUUCAAAAAGAUGCUCUUGCCGAAACGCGAGGAACAAACUUCGGGUGCUUUGACCAUGUUACCGGAAGAGAGGCAAGAUAGGCCGCCGAUUCGUGUUCCUAAUAAGCACAUGAUACCAGCUGAUGCGAUCAUUGUAAAUAAGGAAUUGGGAACUGGAGAAUUCGGAGUGGUGCAACAAGGUGUUUGGACAAACGAUGGGGAAAGAAUACAAGUGGCGAUCAAAUGUUUAUCGCGAGAAAGAAUGCAAAAUAAUCCUAUUGAAUUUUUAAAGGAAGCUGCCAUAAUGUACGCCAUCGAUCACGAACAUAUUGUAAGAUUAUAUGGCGUGGUCUUGGAUACAAAUUCCUUGAUGCUCGUCACAGAAUUGGCACCUCUAAGAUCGUUGCUCGAGUGCUUGAAAGAACCAAGUUUACGUCCCAGUUUUCCAGUUCCCUCUCUUUGUGAUUUUGCAGUACAGAUCGCGGAUGGGAUGCAGUACUUAGAAGCAAAGAGAUUAAUACAUCGCGAUCUGGCUGCUAGAAAUAUCUUGGUUUUCUCCAAGAAUAAAGUGAAGAUAUCUGAUUUCGGAUUGUCUCGUGCUUUGGGAGUCGGCAAAGAUUAUUAUCAAACGAAUUUUAAUGUAAAUUUGAAAUUACCGAUAGCUUGGUGUGCUCCAGAAUCUAUAUCUUAUUUAAAGUUUACUUCGGCAAGCGAUGUUUGGGCGUACGGAGUGACUCUAUGGGAAAUGUUUAGCUACGGUUUCCAACCGUGGCCAGCGUUAACGGGUCAACAGAUCUUGGAAGCGAUAGACGAGCCCAAUUUUCAAAGACUGGAGCAGCCAGAGUGUUGUCCGAAGGAGUAUUUCUCACUGAUGCAACAGUGUUGGCAACAUGAACCGUCAAAGCGGCCCAAGUUUUCCGAAUUAAUUAAUCUGUUACCCGACUUGAAGCCGGAACAAGUUCAAGCGGUUCAAGACAGCGCGGAAACGGGCCAGCUGGUUUACAGGCAGGGGGACGUUAUAACUGUGUUGGAUAAGGGCAGUAGUAAUACAUUAUGGAAAGGCGUUCUAAACAAUGGGAAAACUGGUUUCUUCAAUCCUGCUCAUACGAUAGCCUACCUCGGUUCUAAUUUACCGAGUAACAAGCCUGGAGAAUUUACACGUGGGGAUGGGAAAAAUGCAUUUUCUUCCCAGCGGAGAAAAAUUCGAACAGAUAUGAUAUCUUCCCCGCAAGGAGAUUUAAAGCACACUGGUCAUGUUGGACUGGACGGAGCUUACUUUGGCGAUAUUGGCUUCCUUGGUGGUAAAAAUCCACAUUUACCCCGGCAAGUGGUAUCUCCGUACAAACCUCAGGAGGAUAUCACAGAUAAUUCUAGUCAAAUUCUGAAUCAAGACGCCAGAAAUACAGAGGCGAACAGAGAAUCGUUAAGGGACAACAGGAAUGUGCAGCAAGAUGCACAAAAUAAGCACGAAAGCUUAUGGUCCGAUGCGAGUUCCGAUAUGUGUCAUUUGGGGACAAUAGCCAAUUCUAGUAAGCAGUCGGUUUCAACAAACAUGAUGAAUAGUACAGAUGCUUUGGGAGCAGAUCACGAGUACCACGAGAUCAGUGACGAAGAGAAUCAAGACAGUCCACUACGAUUCGAUAAAACAUUAAAUUUCGAUUUUGGUCCAAGUUUAUUGGCAGAAAUGGAUCAAAUGUUCAGAUCGUUAGGAUCUUCUCCUCCUCCGCCACCACCCGUUCAUUCCCUGUCUACCGAGCAUGAAUCGAGCAAUGCGAGGAACGAACUGAGAGAGAUUCAAGCGAAGCAGUGCAACAAGAAAAAACAAGCCACCGUGAAGCCUAUCUCAGCCGCCGAUCAGAAAACUCUCUACUCGGCCAUUGCUAUGGCACAGGAAUUGACAGCACGUUCCAUGACAGAUCUUGAACAUCCGCCGGAGUCUCCCCGAACACCCGCCAGUCCUUCAAGACGCAGAAAGUUCUCUUUUAAGUUGCCACAUCAACACAGUCCCAAACCAGACAGACGACACUUUUCAGAAGAAGCAGCCAGUAUACCUGACAUACAGUGGUUGUGCUCGAGUUUGCAAUCGUUGUCGUCCACUGUCUCCAGCAUAGAAUCGCUUGGCGCACCAUCCACCCUAAAGCUGCCUUUGUGGGACAAAGCGUCCGCUGAAUUUUGUUUCGCUAAAUCUCGCGAGCUUCUGACGAAACCCAGUGCUUGGACGUCGUACAUGGAUAUAGAGUUUGACGCGCAGAUCCUCGACAAUGCUGCUUUGAAGCAGAAUCUGGUGAAAUCGACGGAAUUUCUGGAGAACGGUAACAAGAGAAGCAACUUCAAUAGCGAGAAUCUCACAGACGUGGACGCUGGGAAGCUGAACGUUUUCUCACAGAACGGAAAGGUAGCGUCGGUGGAGAACUCGAACUUUGACUUUGCUCGCGAUUCGAAGAGGGUGUCGACCAGCUACGUGGAACGAUACUUUGAGCAACCAAAGUACUUUGAAGACGACGCCGCUUUGAGUUGCACCAGCGAGAAAGUAUCGUAUUUCGCCGAGGAGAAGUACGACAAGAUUAAUAAUCUCGAGCAGCCGGGCAGAUCUGCUGGCUGCUACUCGAACAUCCAAGAGCAGAACGCUGUGCCGUCUAACAAGAACAAAUUUGCUAGCUGCGAGCAGCCGGCGAAGGAGAACGCAGCCAACUUUGACACGAAAUACGACGAGACGAUCGGUUUCGAUCUGGCGAAAGAAACGCCUUCGAACUUUGUCGAUUUCCCUCGCGCGAAACCUAUGAAAUUCGAGUCGGCCAAGAUGGCCAAUCUUGACAUUGGCACACGACCGAAGAUUUCGAGUUCGUUCAGCGACUCGUCGAAAAUUAAUAUACCGGAGUUCUCGAAGAAGAUGGAGAUACCGAAGGCGAGAGGUGGCAAAGUGCCUUUUGUCUCUAGGAGCACGAAUCAAGAGGCCAAGAGCGUCAUCUACGGUUCGACGGACAGCAUAAAGACCAACUUGAAAACCGGAGGAGGAGGGGGAGGGGGCUCGGACAGUCCUAGAGGAAAUAUGGAGGCUGUGCGAAUCAACAUUCAGAGUUUCCGCAAGAUCGAGCAGAAUCAGAAUGGCCACGACGGAUUCCCGUUCGUUAUUUCCAACAAUCCGCUGUUUAUCGCGGAAUCCGAGAAAAAGGAGUCGCCUCUUUACAGCAGUUCGGAGAGUCUCAGAGUGAAUUUCCAGAGGCUCAGGCGAAAGAGCGACGCCGAAGCGAACAAUCAGGUGGAGUUGAGUAGCAAAUUGUUGGCCGAGAAGUACCAACGCGAGGUGUCUGGUCUGGAGAGUGUGAAGAAUUACCUGGACUCGAAGAAAGGUCAAGGACUGAACCUGGGUCUAGGUAAACUGACACAGAACAUGAUUCAACUGGGCAAGAACAUUGCUCAGAACACUAGGAACAUGGAGAACGCACCUUCCAAGUCGUUGGUCGGCAACAUUCGAAACUUGGAUCUGCCCGGGCAAACUCAGACGCCGCUCAGGAGUCUGAAUAUCCCGAUUCAGAAGCCCAAGCACCUGGACUUGAACAUUCCUCUGCAGUGCCAGUCCCAGGCGAACGCGAAACUGACGCAGAAGGCGAACCCUCCGCCGAGCCCCACUAUACACCAACAAAUUCUGGAGCCGCCCAAGUUGUACCAGAACGACAACUCGAGGAAAGAGGUGGCCAAGGCCGAUGUUCUUUUGGAGAAGAUGCCAACACCGGCCAACAUAUACAGGCAGAGAACAUCCUCGCUCUCCGAGAAUAGAAAGUUACCCCUGAAAAACGUGCGAAGAUCGUUUCAUCCGACAAACGAUUCCAGCGAAGACUCGGAUUCCAUAUCUCAUUCGGAAACGGACAUACGGAGCCGCUUACGCUACAAGCGACGGCAUAAGAAGCUCCCGCAUAAUCUGCGUUUAAAUUUCAAGAAUAAAGGGCACUUUUUGCACCCGGAAACAGCCAGAGGGUUUUCAUCGAUCGAACUGUGCGGAAAGUCACCUCCACCGUCGACCAGUUUCUUGAACUCGUUGUCGCCGCCUUUCUCCUCUGGAAAUAAUCUGCUGUCUUGGCCGGAAAGCGCUCCGAGUUCUAGCUUAACGUUUACCAGUAACUCCGAUCUAGACUCUGACACCAGUUCCGAGUAUCCAGAGUUUACCAACGACGCUACGUUGUCGGACGAGGCAAAGGAAGUGUACAACAGUCUGGUGGAAACGCCGAGCAUAGACACCGCUCCGGACACGAAUCCGUUGCGCAUGCUGCGUUCCGGCGUGCCCAUAGUCAGGCCGAGAGUUCGCGGGAACAAGCACGCCACUCUAGCCCACACUGGCUCCCACCAGGAAGACCUGUCCAGGGACACGUUCCACUUCGACGCGUACCACAGCGGCUCGAAGACGCUGCCCAAGAUCCGAGCGCCGCCUCUUCCGCACGCGCCGCCGCCGCUGCCGCAGACGCGUCACCUGGAGAGACACCAUUCCGCCUUGGAGAUCGAGAACAAUCAGAAUCAGAACAACGUGGACGAGAACCCGAUACCAUUGCCGCCCAGGGACAGGUCGAAAACCCUGCAGCCCAAGUCCAGUCUACCCAGGCACCAGCGGAAGCAUCCCCUGAUCAUUCCUGGCGGCGGCGUGACCAGAACCCUGGCGAAAAUGGCGGUUACCACGCCGCCCCUCGAAGAUCAGGUCGACGGGAGUCUGCAGAAUGCCGGCUCGUCGACGACGAACGCGUCCCUGCAGGAGGGAUACUCGUCCGAGACUUCAGCCAACAGUCCCGAGGAGUUCGAGCAACGCAUAGACUCGGAACUGGCCGCGUUGGACUCCCUUCCGACCGAUGAGAACCGACUCCACCGUUUCAGCGUCAUCUCCGAGGACUUGCUCGAAUUUUCCGACAACCUGAUAGACUGCGACGGCCUGGAAUACCGACAGAACGCUCAAGAAGGCGACGUGCAGUCGACCGGUUCGUCGAGCGAACGUCUUCACAGAAAGACCAGCGUCGAGUCGAAAAGUUCGAUGCAAAGUUCGACUUCCAAGUGCGCGCAGGAGAACGAGGCUGGCGAAACCAGCAGGAACUCGACUCCGACGGGGUCCAACCAGUCCGAGGAGUCGGCCGGUUCCAGCAAACUUCAAGCCAUCAGGAGCAACUUGAUCCAGAGGCCUUCCAACUAUACGAUGCACUUUGAUUACGGCGAGUACUCCGAGAGCAGUUCGCAGAAGAGUAAACAGCAGUCCGAAGUCGUCCAGCCGAAAGAGUCUUCCGCGGUCGAGUCAACCGAUAGCUUCCAUCCCACACCGAAACCGUACAGCAGGCUGUCCAGCGAAAAAUUGUCGGGCCGUACCAGCGACUUGUCGCGUCAGUCGGACCACGUCAGCUGCGAGGACCUCUUGGAGUUUGCCUGCGACGGGCCGAACGCGCGAAGGACGCGCGGUCCGCGUAACGGGGAACAGUCGGACGAGGUCAGGAUCAUGAUGAAAGUGUUGCACGAACAGUCGACACCGGAGUCUUGCAUCGCGGCUCUGAACGUCACCGAUUGGGACGUGCUGGCGGCGAUCAAGCUGGAGCGGCUCCAGGGUCUGCUGAAAAAGGAGAACAACUUUGUCGGACUGGAGGAUUGCAAAGUGAUGCUGAACCAAUGCGGCGGCGACGUUGUCAAAGCGGCCGCGUUGUUGCGGAACACGGACGACACGGCCGCGGUUUAACCGGUGUAUCGAUACAAACGACUGACACGGUUGGACACGGAACGCGUGUCGGUUCGCAGAGGAUAUGCUGACUCGACUCGUUCCGUGGGGGGUAAAUAGUAUUUUUACACAAUUACCUUGUCCUUGUUUCUUCUACUGUUUCUCUCUCCUCCUCCUCCCCCUCCUUCUCCUUCUCCUGUUCCGUCUCUGUCCUCGUACUAUUUUCGUUUGUCCCCCGUGUGUAGAAAGCUAGAUCAAUUGAAGCGAUGUUUAUUUAUUAUUUUAGGAUUACUAGAACGAGAAUAGUAUUUGGGACGUAUUCUUUCUACUGCCCAACAAUGAGAUAGCCACACUUUGAUUUAGCGCGUCGAUUGAGCUUCUCUUACAACGAGAUACGUGUGGCGGGUUGGUUGGACGGGAACGGAACACGCGUUGUCGUCCAAAGAGAAUGUUCGCGAGCAAAAUUAAGAAGAUGUCGCACAGUGUUCUCGGCGAGUUCACUUGGCAAUCCAACCGAGUAAUAUUAGAGGAGACGAUUCGGUGUUUCGAUUCUAGUGGACCAAUCUGCGUACAGUGUGUAAUAGCUUUGUUCUUUUUCGAUUUCAUUGAAUUGGUAGCGAAGGAAAUUGAAUUACGUUCUUCUUUUGCGUGUAUGCGAACUUGAUGUGAUAAUUUGCACAAUAAAUCUAUUCGCUAAUCGGGUUUCGUAAUCGAACGAUCGUGGGAUAGAAGCUAAGCCAAUAAAUAAAUGUACUCUGCAUCUCGAGUUAGAUGUGCGUUAAAAGGAAAAGUAUUACGAUGCCUACGACUAAGCAGCGAAUAAUCCUUGUAUCGCAUGAUACAGUGAUCAGAGAGACUCUCUAUAUUUUGCGUUUCGUUUACCGCCGCUCAUGAUUACUUUUAGGGAAUCAUGUAUUUUUUAAGGAGACAAUCAUUUUUCUAGUAAUCGUGGACGUCGACUAAUUCCUAAAUCGUAUGCGCGUUCGAUAUGCUCCGCCAUUCAGAAAGCUAAUAACAUUUUGCUGAUCGAAGCAAAUCUUAUUUCCAAAGAUAAUAUUCCUCACGGUAUUAUUAUUUGGUAUCGUACGCACUGUAGCUUAGUUUUAACCAAUAUAGCUUAUCGAUUACACGAAACACACAACAAACUGACACACGCACCCAGAAACACACACACACACAAACACACACACACACACAGAGAGACAGAGUUUUUGCAACUAGAGAUUCCUCUCUAUUAACCGUGAGUUAAUCCGAUAGAUAAGUGGUAGAUUUAGGCAUGUCGUGUGUAUGCGUAAUUAUUGCUGAAGUUUAGCACAAAUACAAGAGGGUCGGAUCAGCUUGUCGAGUCAUGUUUUGUUUCGGGGCUAAUAACUUUGGUAGUGUGGAAACGUUGAUAUUUUACCCGGUAAUAGGGUAUACACAGUAAGCACCAAAUAUUACGUAUGGAAUCUCUGUGUUCGAUAAGAUUGAUUUCUCUAUUUGCUCUCGGUAGCAGACCUAGCUAGAGAAACUGUGCAGGAAGCGUAAGAAGGAAGAAGAAAAUGCCAUUUCUGAUAAAGUAACAAAGAACGCGAUAGCUUUUCGAAAUAAUGCUCGUUGGUCGAGUUCGGAUGGAACUGGUGGGGUCUAGGUCUGUUCGGCACGGAGCUUCUAUGUUAUUGUCCGUUGUAAGUUGUAAGAGGUAUAACGACUGAAAAGAUUCGACCAAUACGUGUGAAAGAAAAUAAUGUACUGAUAUAUUAGUUGCAAUGAAAUUGAAUUACAACGACCUCGAUUGGGGAGGUUGAGAUCGUUAUUAAUUACCAUUCGUUUACCAUUCGUUCUAUCGUAAUCUUUCGGCAAGUGUCGCGAAUAGAAGGAACCCUUCAUUUUCUUUCGCAUCAUUCGUAAUGAUCGCACGAUAGAAUUCAUGCAAUCUAAAGGUAAAAAUUUAGCCAAUACUCGAGCCAAGUUUCGAAGGACACCUUUGGAUUGCUUGAGUUCCAAGACACUGGUCUGAGGAUAGGAAAUGUUCAACGAGUGUCUACGAACAUAUCUAGAAUCGAAUGGACUCUGACUGGGGUAAAGCUGUUAGACUUGAUUAAGAAAUAUUUUUCCAUGUACCCCUUUUUUACCAGAACCACUUUCUACGACGUACUUCCUUUAAAUAAUCACCCUAGUCAAAGUGUAUUCGACAAGUAAAUUUGCUCACUGGAACGUUUACGAACGUUUCAAGAAGGAAAAGAACGAAGCGAGGAAAAAACAAUGUAACGUUCAUUGAAUAAGAUCCGCGAGAUCCUUGCCGUACUUUCGCAUUCUUCAACGAAGCCAAAUAAGAGCUUACGAAAAACACCCAAGUGACGUUACUUGGUCCUUUUUUGUAAUGACAUUGAACAAUAAGGUUUUCGGUUCCUGAAUAAAAAUAUGCAUAUUACGUAUUUUCUUAUGCUGAAUCCGUUGUCUUUCUUGUCGCGUAUUAGCCUCGCGAUCAAUGUUUCUCGGUCAGCGCGAAUCUUUCGUUUCAUCCAUAUUCCUGUUGCGUUUCCAUUCUAUUCCUAUUGUAUUCCCAUCGCAUUCUCAUCAUAUUCUUCGAUGAAAAGUUCCGUUUGCUCUCGCGACCAGCUAGAUCUGUUGGCUAAUCGUAAAGCCAAGUGUCGGUGGAAUAGCGUUGGACCUAGUAAUCGAAUCCUUUGACCAUUCUAGAGUCUCUCGAGUAGACUCUAGUGGUUUUACGACAGUUGGAAGAAACCAUCCAAUCAGUUGGAGUUGAUACGCGACAAGAAAGAAAUUUAGAAACAUACUAGAGUGUUCAGUAUAAAGAGAUCAACUAUUUUUGCGCAGGAACCAUUAAGAAACUUACCUAGAUCAUCUUGUUGUAAGCGAGUCUGCGUAAGAGUUUGCACCUCGAUGAGUUUACGAUAAAGUACUUGGUUGAUUUUUCAAGAAACAUGGGGGAAUCGAAGAAAUUCUUACGAGCCAUCCCCUAACGAAGCUGAACUGAUUUCAGAAAUCUAAAAUGCAUAUGAAAUAUGAAAUAUUAAAUAUUAAAUAUUAAAUAUUAAAUAUUAAAUAUUAAAUAUCAAAUAUUGAAUAUUAAAUAUUAAAUAUUAAAUAUCAAAUACAAAGUAAUCGAAAAUUAAAGCUCGGCGAUCCUUUGGCAGGUGAAACGAUGCUGCUCUCACGGAGUAGGUGUAAGUUCAUCCUGUAACCCGUUUCUUUUUUUAUAGGCGAUCUUACUAUUGAUAAGACAACGCGUUUAUAUGUCUCUACAUGAUUAUCAUGCGCGGAAAACACGAGGAUGUUUUAUAUCGACUGUAUUUACGAUAAUAUAUACACCAUUCA
Molecule: messenger RNA, 9304 nt
Organism: Nomia melanderi (Alkali bee)
Lineage: Eukaryota; Metazoa; Arthropoda; Insecta; Hymenoptera; Halictidae
Source: RefSeq, a predicted model, not a curated record